Molecule: messenger RNA, 682 nt
Organism: Macrobrachium nipponense
Lineage: Eukaryota; Metazoa; Arthropoda; Malacostraca; Decapoda; Palaemonidae
Product: cuticle protein AMP1A-like
Exons: 3
Coding region: 130-612 (160 amino acids)
Cellular component (GO): chitin-based extracellular matrix
Molecular function (GO): structural constituent of chitin-based larval cuticle
Source: RefSeq, a predicted model, not a curated record
UGACGAAAUCAGAUCAACAAAAACCUGACAAACAAUGAAGCCGGCAACUCCAUGACGCAUCUCUCUCUGCCGCUAUAUAAACUGUCAUCUCUGCAGUUCCAGACACCACUUCUCCAUUAGCAGCUCACCAUGAAGAUCGUUAUUAUUGCUGCUUUGGCAACCAUCGUCUUGGGCGCCCCCCAGUACAGCUACGACGCCCCCCGCGCUCAGUCCCAAGGAGGAAUCUCGGGCGGCGUGAACAAAGUGGUGGCCAUCCUCAGAGACGACAGAGACCGGGAUGACUUGGGCAGGUACAGCGUCAACGUCGAAACCGCCAACGGUAUUGCCCUGCAAGACUCCGGUUCUCCCGACGGACCUAAGGGAGCCGUCGUUGCUUCUGGCUCUUUCUCAUACACAUCUCCCGAGGGCAUUCCCGUUCAUGUGAGGUAUGUCGCUGACGAAAACGGCUUCCAGCCUCAGUCUGACCUGUUGCCAGUGGCUCCCGAAUUCCCCCACCCGAUUCCUCAGUUCGUCCUCGACCAGAUCGCCUUUGCUGCCCAAGAAGACGCCCGCCAGAGCAAGCAGGUCUCCUCUCCUUCAGGAUCUUAUGGCGCCCCUCCGAGAUACAACUGAGCCUCGAUACGAAAUGUCAACGAAGGACCUUAUUGUAGUUUAACUUAUUUUGAAUAAAACUGAAAAUCUA